AUGAGUAGUGUCGACAGCCGUAGCACUGAAUUGCUCUUCUUUAAUUUUAAUCAAGAAGCCUCAUGCAUCAGCGUGGGCACGCGUCAAAGUUUUGCUAUCUACAACUGUGAACCAUUUGGUAAAUGUUUUCAAGAAGAUAUUGGAGGCAUUGGUAUCGCUGAGAUGCUAUACUGUACAAGUUUAGUGGCCUUAGUGGGUGCAGGGGAGCAGCCUGCAUUCUCCCCGCGUCGGCUGCGUGUGUGGAAUACCAAAACAAGGGCUGCCAUUUGUGAUCUUAAUUUUAUCACAGCCGUAUUGGCCGUACGCAUGAAUCGACAAAGAUUGGUGACGGUGUUGGAGCGCAAGAUUUACAUAUUUGACAUAAGCACCAUGAAAGUAUUAGAGACUCUUGAUACAUCACCGAAUCCAAAAGCACUUUGUGUGCUCUCUCCACACGAUAAUGGUCAUCUUGCCUUUCCUUCGGGUGCUUCACCUGGGGAAAUUGUACUAUAUGAUGCCAAUAACUUGAGUGUGUUAAAUGCUUUUCAAGCUCAUCGUACAGCGCCGGUGGCCAUGUCAUUCAAUUCUUCGGGCACAUUACUCGCAACUGCCUCUGAAUCGGGUACAUUGAUUCGUGUAUUUGAUAUUCCAAGCGGUAAAAAGAUCGCUGCAUUUCGACGUGGUUCUUAUGGUGCCCAGAUUUACUGCUUAGCCUUUAACGAGAACUCCACUAUCUUGUGUGCAUCAAGUGAAACUGGUACCAUUCAUUUCUUCUCGCUAACUGGAGCUGAGAGCUCUGCAACAGGAAGUUUUGGUCAUUUCACACCCAUUACAUCAACCCUUGCAGUUGCUGGAAACACUUUUGGCUCUACUGUUUUUGGAAGUGGCACCACACCACCAAGUCCAUUUGCCUUCACAACGCUGGGGUCGGCACCUGAUAAAGUCACUGCAUCGAAUAUUCCUAGCUCAGUGAAAAGCUCCGCGGGCAACAACUUGGAUGAUGUAGCUGGUGCUGUGAGCGCCUAUUUACCAAGUUCUUUGUCAGGUAUUGCUGAAGGAACUCGUGACUUUGCUUAUGCUCGGCUUCGCUCAACUGGAGUGCCAAACAAAUGUGCCAUUCAUGGCCCACGAGAUGCCACCAAGCCAAUUGUGCAGCUUUAUGUGGCAACCACAGACGGUUUUUUCUAUGAAUAUUCGCUUGACCUUGCAGUAGGAGGAAAGUGCAAGCUACAACGGGAAAAUGUACUUCGUGACAGCACAUCGGAAGAAAUUGAAGCGAUUUACAUUUCAUAA
This is a messenger RNA of Plasmopara halstedii, 1272 nucleotides long. RefSeq lists its product as uncharacterized. Gene Ontology annotation, biological process: nucleophagy; protein localization to phagophore assembly site; protein lipidation. The transcript is spliced from 7 exons. Bases 1 to 1272 code for a protein of 423 amino acids. Gene Ontology annotation, molecular function: protein binding; phosphatidylinositol-3-phosphate binding; phosphatidylinositol-3,5-bisphosphate binding. Gene Ontology annotation, cellular component: cytosol; phagophore assembly site membrane; extrinsic component of membrane. NCBI's taxonomy places the organism in Eukaryota, Oomycota, Peronosporomycetes, Peronosporales, Peronosporaceae. The record is from RefSeq and is a predicted model, not a curated record.